Molecule: messenger RNA, 890 nt
Organism: Prunus persica (peach)
Lineage: Eukaryota; Viridiplantae; Streptophyta; Magnoliopsida; Rosales; Rosaceae
Product: glycine-rich cell wall structural protein
Exons: 2
Coding region: 144-740 (198 amino acids)
Source: RefSeq, a predicted model, not a curated record
CUUCUCUUCUUGCACUAUAUAACACAACACAGCAUGCUUUCGUUUUACUUGUGCACUACGAGUGAAAGAGAGAGCUAGUUAUUAGCUCUGCUUCCUUCAUUUUGAUCAAGUAGCUUCAUUUUGGGUUAAGCAAAUUAUCAAAUAUGAGGGUCAUUUUAUCAGCUGGUUGUGUUGUAGUUGCUAUCUUAUGUGUUUUUCUUGUGAGUGGUUUGGUUGUGGCGGAUGAUGAUGCUAAGGUGGUUAAGGAUGAUAAGCACUUAUUUCCUCAUCCCCACCCACGUUUUUUUAGGGGAGGAAAGGGGUUUAGGCAUGGAAGGUUUGGUGGCGGUGGAGUUGGUGGAGGCAUUGGCGGUGGCGGUGGUCUUGGUGGAGGCAUUGGCGGUGGGGGUGGUCUUGGCGGAGGUGGAGGUCUAGGAGGUGGUGGUGGGCUUGGAGGUGGAGGAGGUGCAGGUGGUGGGUUAGGAGGUGGCGGUGGUCUAGGUGGGGGUGCAGGAGGUGGGUUAGGAGGUGGUGGUGGUGGUCUAGGUGGAGGUGCAGGAGGUGGUGGUGGUGCUGGGGGUGGCUUAGGAGGAGGAGCUGGAGGUGGUUUAGGUGGAGGAGGAGCUGCAGGUGGUUUAGGUGGAGGAGCUGGAGGUGGCGGUGGUGGAGGAGGCGGAUUUGGUGGAGGAGGUGGUUUUGGUGCUGGUAGUGGGGCUGGCUUUGGCGGUGGAGCUGGAAUCGGAGCUGGCGGUGGCCACUAAUUCAAGUGCAAUCAUGAUAUGAACAUUAGUUUUCUGCUGCAACUUAAUUUAGAGAAAUGAAUUAAUUUCUAGCUAUAUAUUAUUUACUUAUUAUGUUCCCUAUCAUGAAAGUACGUAAUGUGUUAAUAGGAGGGGUAUUAUUAAUUUGCA